Messenger RNA from Nilaparvata lugens (brown planthopper), 3361 nucleotides. RefSeq names its product protein CLEC16A homolog. Lineage: Eukaryota; Metazoa; Arthropoda; Insecta; Hemiptera; Delphacidae. Bases 1 to 1770 code for a protein of 589 amino acids. The record is from RefSeq and is a predicted model, not a curated record. Gene Ontology annotation, cellular component: endolysosome membrane; late endosome. The transcript has 13 exons. Gene Ontology annotation, biological process: endosomal transport; regulation of autophagosome maturation; endosome to lysosome transport.
AUGCAUGGAAAGUGGAAAUUAUUGCUAACGAAAAGAAAACUUUCUUUUGCAGAUAAAGUUGUGGUUCAGGAAAUUCCAAAAUUACAGCCCAAUCUAAAUAUAACUGACGAAGAAAAGGAACAGAGAUUGGCCCAAGAAGUGGUUCCGGUGUUCUUCGAGGCGAUCACCUCCUACCUGGUGUGCCUGGAGAACGACUACUCGGCGCUGUUCGUGUUGUGUCUGCUGCAUGCCAUCUCGCACAACACGGGUGUCGACAGGGAGCUGCUGGACACUGUGUUGCUUCCGUCUGCUGCCCCCGUAUCAGAGGAGCUUCCUGCCGAUAAGCCGCGCUACAACACGUGGCUCGUCGAGAAGCUCAUCGAUAUAAUCACGCUCAGCUGUCAGCCAGGCUGUGGAGUUCGACUGGUGACUUUGGAGCUGACGAUAUCGCUGCUUCUGCGGCUAGCUGUGAAGGACGGAGUAAGCAUCCUACAAGACUGCCAUCUUGCGGCCGUGGUUGGAGCCAAGGAGGAGAGCACCUCAUUGCUCAGGAAUUUCUAUAAGAGUGAGGACAUAUUCUUGGACAUGUUCGAGGAUGAGUACGAGGAGAUGAAGAAGAAGCCGCUGAACGUGGAAUGGUUGAUGAUGGACUCGAAUGUGCUGCUCCCCCCCACAGGCACGCCCAUGACUGGCAUCGAGUUCACCCGACGAUUGCCUUGUGGCGAGGUGGAGCGCGCACGUCGCGCGAUACGUGUGUUCCUGCUGGUGCGCGAUUUGAGCGUGCGUCUGUCGGGCGACACGCGCGACACACAACUACCGCUCACUGACCGCGCCGCCUGCAUACAGGUGGACAAUGUGUUGGACCUGAACAACAGUGACCUGAUCGCGUGCACAGUGAUCAACCAGCAGGGCACCAAGAUGCGUCGCUUCCUCGCCAUGGACAGCUCACAGCUAAUCCUCGUCGAGCCCGACCUGCGUCGCCUCGGCUGGGGCGUCGCCAAGAUGGCCGGCUUCCUACAGGACAUGGAGGUUCAAGGAGACAAGGAUGACUCUCGUUGCUUGCACAUAACAAUUCAUCACACGACUACCGGCCCACUCAUUGCUGCUAAAUUCGUAUUUGAUGAUCACAUCAGAUGUUUGGCUGCGAAACAGAGGUUAACUAAGGGUCGAACGAAAGCAAGGCAGAAAAAAAUGGCGCAAAUCGCUCGUCUUCUAGAAAUUCCCAGCAGUGUUGCUCAAUCCACUCCUUCACCUCCCGCCUACAACCUUCUCGCUCUUCGCCAAUCGAUACAUCAAUACAGAAGCACAUCUGGCAGACCACUUCUAAAUCAGCGACCUCCUGGUCUAUCAUCCGUCGUCAAAGUACCAUCCAGUCCAAAAUUGAGAGAACGUGAAAGAGAAAAGGAGAGAGAAAAAGAGAGAGAAAGGAGAGACAGUGGGUCGGGCAGCAUAGAAGCCAAGUCGAGAGAAGGCUCUCCGAAACUACCGAGACCUCGCAGUGAAGAAAUCCCAUUGAAAGACAUGUUGAAGAAGAGGGACAGUAUACCGACAGUGCCAGUUGUGCCUGAAACAGCUUCCAGUUCUAGUGCUGGUGUCGUGGCAGCAGUGACAAGCAGCAGUGCGACAGAGAGGGAGAGCGGCGUCGGUGCUGUGUCGGCGCCCAGCGUCGAGACAUCAUUCGGUGCCGUGUCGGCGCCUAGCGUCGAGACGUCCUUCAGUAAGCCGCCGCUGCAAGACAAGGACAGAGAAAAACGUCCGCCCUCAGCCAAGGGCAAGGUGGAGACUGUCUGAGGAAGGGCCAAGUCACGGCCUUGACCACAUCAAUGAAUUCCAUCCCGUCAGCAUUAAUUCGCCCAUCAAUGGUCAGCACUGAUUCGCCCAUCAAUGGCAUUGGCAUGGCAGGGUAACCCUACACUGUUUGAAGGUUGUGAAUCUUAAUUAUUUAGUACCUGCAACUGUUAAUAAACUUUGUUGAAACUUGAUUGCUUUAUAGAACAUUUCACUGAAAUCAGGGGUUAAGUUGGUAAUGGUCAGUUUGCAUUAUGCAAUAUCUAUAAUAAUAUUCCAAUGUUUAAUCUGGUGCUUCUAUGUAGGUAGUGGAUAGUGGUAAUACGAAUUUUACCUGGCAGUUGAACUCUUAUAAUUUAUGAUUAGCUGUUACUGUAAAAUAGAUUCUAUGUGCUGGUUGCACAAAAGCCGGUUAAAUUUUAAUCGUGAUUAAUUCCAUGAGAACCAAUCAGAGAAGCCGUCUUAUCAAAGAGGCCUUCUCCAAUGGUUCUCAUGGAAUUAAUCACGAUUAAAAUUUAACCGGAUUUUGUGCAACCGGGCCUAUGAUUUUCUUCAGUUCUUAGUUAUGUAUCAUGGUCAAUCAUUAUUAUUGAUCAUUUAUAAUGUAACCAAUGUUACAAACAAACUUCCAACCAGCUUCGUAAAUAAAGAAUAAUGAUGAAAUAUCAUAGACGUUUUUCAAACUUCAAUUUUUAUAGAAUUUAUUAGUUAUUAUUGAAAAUUCGUUUCGUUGAUAUUCAUUAAUAUUCACAUUCAGAAUGGGAUUCUAAUAGUUAAUUUGUAAGUUCAAUCUAGUAAGGAACUAUUUGUUUCAUCUUGAGUUAUCGUGCACUCAUGGAUUUGGAUUGUUAGGAAAUUAAUUAUCUUUAUGAACCAAUCGUUCCAACAGUAUUAAUGUGAUGAAUCAAUCAAUAUAACUUAUUGAAGCUCCUAGUUUACUGUAAAUGAAAGAUACUAUAUUUGGAAACUAAAGUAUCUCAAAAAUAACUAAUCAAUUUUGUUUAGUAUGGAGUACUUAUUUCAACUCUAGUAUCACAUUUCCAUAAAAAGUCAUUUUAACUUAUGAAAUUGAAGGAUAAAGUGGUGACUUGAAUGCAAAGAGCACUAGUUUGUGUAAUCAUCUAUUACUGAUGAUGGUUUCUCGAUCCAUUCCGAGCUGCGAUGUAUUAACACACUUUUUCUAUGUACGGUAUUUCACACGACAUGCAGUCAAAAAAUUUGACUGCAUGUCGUGUGAAAUAUGUUUUUCUUUACACUUUACUUUUAAUUCUUUUACACUUUACGUUUUACUUUUAGUGUGAAUACACUUUUCUUUAUGCAUUUCACACGACAUGCAGUCAAAAUUAUUUGACUGCAUGUCGUGUGAAAUACAUGAAGAAAAGUGUGCAUCUAUUACUCUUUGAAACCUUUUGCAAUAUGUUACUUCAGGAAAAUAGUUACUCUUGUUUAAUUAAUAGUCUUAAAAUUCAAAAUAAUAUAAUAUUAGACAAUAGAGAUAUUGUGAACAAAUAAAUUUAACUCAAUUUUUUCUACGUAUAGACUAGGCUGCAGCUCAAUAUUAACAAUGAGGAUAGUUCUUUCUCAUUUGCAUAAU